AACUUAUGGAAAAUAACAACCUUGCAACAUAAUAUCCCCAAGAAAAACCAUCCGAUCGUCUAUUCAUUCCCCAAUAAGCUUGUCCCGGAGCGUUCGACGAGGCCGAGAAGGACUUUGUCUUCAACUUUAGGCAGCCAUAUGGCGAAUAAUACCGAGCGCAAGAAGCAUGAUAGCAGCAGUUACAUCAACUUCGCACAUCUCGAGGAGCAUCGGCACAUGCCUCUAGAGAUAGAACGAUCAAUCCGGGUCAUAGAAUUAAGUCCAGCGCCCAAUGACGACGAGGGCGCGCCAAUAGUAUGUUCUCUCCGGCAAAUACCUCUUGACGCCGAAACAAAGUAUAAGAAUCGAUACCACGCUUUGUCCUAUGUAUGGGGAGGAAGAACAGGAUCAGAGGCAAUCAUAUGCGAUGGGAAGAAACUUCUUGUUACCCCGAACUGCAUGCAAGCUCUUCGAACCAUACGAGCCAACAUCGAACUGCUGUUAAACAUUGAUUAUCUCUGGGUCGAUGCGAUAUGCAUCGACCAGAAAGAGGACCCGUCCGGCAAAGGAGAAAAGAGUCAUCAAGUUGCUUUGAUGGGUGAGGUGUAUCAGCAUGCCAGAUCUGUAAUCAUUUGGUUGGGUCACAUUUCUCGAGCAGCUACGCAGCACCUCGAGUACAUGAAGAAGGUCGGCAAACAUCACAUGCACAGAAAAAGGGUCAAAAGACACUACAAACAUAUGGCGAAGGUCAACAAACACUACAAGGUGACCAAGGAUAAUCCACCGAAACGGCAGCUCAUGGCGGAGGCAAAGAUAGAGAAAUGGAUAGAAAGGAUUAAAAUUUCCGCCAAGAACGCUGCCUCAGUGAAGGGUACAAGAUCAUUCUGGGGGCCUGUGCACGAAUGUCCGUGGUUUUGGAGGGUGUGGACUCUUCAAGAAAUUGCAUUCGCACGCCGCCCCGUUCUCUUGUACAUGCCUAAAAAUGAACGAAAAGCACGUCGGAUGUCGUGGGUAGAUGCAGAAUCGACCAAAAAAUGGUGGGAUAUCAACAAUUUUGGAACAUUUAAUGAUUGGUAUAUGAUACCAGAUCGGCUUACGAUGUCAUCGAUGCUCGGACUGCUCCCAAGCAUGACAACAGACCGGCGGAACUAUAAUAGCAAAUGUUUGAAGGCAUUCAGUUACCUGUGGAUGAAGACUCUGCACAUACUGGAAGCUGUGGACGAACGAGACUACGUCUAUGGACUUGACGCCGUUCUUCGAAACAUAGGACUUGAACUUCUAGAGAUCGAUUACAGCAUUCCAUGGGAGGCAGUAUUUGAGAGAUUCACUUGCAAAUACCUAGUUCAUACACAGGAUGUCAGCCUCUUGAUACAGGCUCCGAGAUACAAACGGUCAGAGAAACUGGCGUCAUGGGCAUUUGACUUCAAGUCCCCAUCCCCAACGCGAUCUUACAUACGGGUACCUCUGGAUGAGUACACGGGAGUGAAUUCGCUUAUAUCCAAGAAAUCAGGACAAUUAUCCUUCGCAGGCCGUCGAAUCACUAAAAUCCGAUACUCUGACGAUAUCUCAGGCGCAACCGAGCGCGCCAGACUAUUCGAAGAAUACAAACCGAUCCCCCCAUUCAACCAGUCGAGAGCCUUAGCUCAGUUGAAGAUCUGGCUUAAAAAGGCCAGAAAAGUACUUUCGCAAAUGUCAGAUCGAGACAUGGCCCGGACUCUUAAACUAUUAGUGAUAUGCCCUCGCGAGGAAAGUUUUUUUGCUGACGCUGCCCUGGAUUAUCUUGAAGAAGUUAGUCAGGAGCUGCAAUAUCUUCUUCACGAAGACGAUGCACUGGCUGAUACUGGAUCUACUUCUAUCGCAUUUCGGCCGAGGGAGCUCUGUGAAGGGGAUUACGAUAGCAUCGAUAGCUUGCUGGCGGUCGAUAAAUCCGCCACACAAACCUCUGAUGCUACGAGCCUGACACUUGAAAACGACAAGAACUAUAAAGUCACAGAACUCCCAGAUUUGAUAAAAAAAUGGCUCCAAGUCUGCAAUCUUCUGAUCACUACUAAUGGAAAACUAGGCUUUGGAUUCUGCACUAUUUUGCCAGAAGACGAAGUGGUUCUUAUUCAUGGCUGCAAGAUCCCCAUCGUGGUGAGGCCAAAGGCAGAUAAGUUCCAGUACGUGGCUCCAGCUCAUUUUGUCGACUUGAUUGAUCCAUAUUUGGCUACGAACGAUGAUCCGAGCGUCAUGGAAGAGUUCACGCUUGUGUGAUGAACACUGUGAAUAGGGAAGUUUGCU
This is a messenger RNA of Periconia digitata, 2259 nucleotides long. The record is from the annotation of a GenBank genome assembly. NCBI's taxonomy places the organism in Eukaryota, Fungi, Ascomycota, Dothideomycetes, Pleosporales, Periconiaceae.